CAGGGUCACUACAGCCGCUUGGAGAAGUGAAGGCCGUGGAAUCAAGUGCUGCCUGAGGGAAACCUGGUAUCACCUUUCCACUGCAGUGAGAGGCAAACCAACCAGCCCAGAGCAUCCUGACAAGACAAGGGUGACUGACAGCUCUACCGUCCAAUCACAUGGCGGUCUUCGCCCCGCGGAUGGGCGGUGCUUCCUGGUCCGCCGUGCUGGUCGGGUCGCGGUGCCGGUCCCAGCUCGCGGAGGUGAUGGCGGCUCCGGGCGGCGCCGGUGGGGCUGGAGCGGGGCAGGGAUCCGGGCCGCCGCCGCCCGGGGACCUGCGCAGCGUGCUGAUCACCAGUGUGCUGAAUCUGGAGCGGCUGGAGGUCGACCUCUUCAGGGGCCGGCACCACUGGGUACCCGCCACGCAGCACCUCUUCGGCGGGCAGAUCGUGGGGCAGGCGCUGGUGGCGGCAGCCCAUGCCGUGAGCCGCGACGAGCAGGUGCACUCGCUGCACUGCUACUUCGUGCGGACAGGGGACCCCAAGGUGCCAGUGCUGUACGAGGUGGAGCGGACCCGUACAGGGAAGAGUUUCUCUGUUCGUUCCGUAAAGGCCAUCCAGCACGGACAGCCGAUCUUCACCUGCCAGGCCUCCUUCCAGCUCUCCCAGGGAAGCCCAGUGCAGCACCAGUUCACCAUGCCGACCGUGCCACCCCCCGAGGAGCUUCUGACACAGGAGGAGCUCAUCCAGAAGUUCCUGCAGAAUCCUAAUGUGGCUGAGAGAUACAGGAAGCAUCUCACCAAGAUCCAAGCUCAGGAUGUGCCGAUUGACAUUAAACCCGUGAACCCACCAGAUAUAUUCAGCUCAGAGCCACAAGAGCCAAAGCAGCUCUUCUGGGUGCGAGCACGAGGCUACAUAGGGGAGACUGACAUGAAGGUGCAUUGCUGUGUGGCCGCCUACAUCUCUGACUACGCCUUCCUGGGCACGGCCCUGCUCCCGCAUCGGCAGUACCACGUCAAGUUCAUGGUGUCCCUUGACCAUUCCAUGUGGUUCCAUGCGCCCUUCAGAGCUGAUCACUGGAUGCUGUACGAGUGUGAGAGCCCCUGGGCUGGUGGGUGCCGCGGCUUGGUGCAGGGACGGCUGUGGCGCAGGGAUGGGGUCCUGGCUGUCACCUGUGCACAGGAAGGUGUCAUCAGGGUGGAACAGACACCAAACCAGAGCAAGCUCUAGCUGAGGAGACCCUAUAGCUGGGGCUCAGGCAUGCCUAGGGAGGGACCCUGAGAUCAAGACAGGACCUCGACAGGAACAGGAAGGAGACCAGGUGGGACCAAGGACUGCAGGAAGUCCUGGUGCCAGAGGUGUUUGUGACAGACUGUGACCAACAGAGCAUCACUGCAACCAGCUGCUAGCUGCACAGCAUGUAACUGCACACUGCCAUCAGCUGUCCUUCACCCACCUUAAAAUAAAGCUGUUGGGUGAAGAGCUGGA
This is a messenger RNA of Parus major (Great Tit), 1466 nucleotides long. RefSeq names its product acyl-CoA thioesterase 8 (gene ACOT8). Gene Ontology annotation, biological process: acyl-CoA metabolic process; fatty acid catabolic process. The record is from RefSeq and is a predicted model, not a curated record. The coding region runs from base 159 to 1208 and encodes 349 amino acids. Lineage: Eukaryota; Metazoa; Chordata; Aves; Passeriformes; Paridae. Gene Ontology annotation, cellular component: peroxisomal matrix. Gene Ontology annotation, molecular function: fatty acyl-CoA hydrolase activity. The transcript is spliced from 7 exons.